AUGUACCAGAUUAAGGUCCUCAAAGUCUCAACCUGGGAAAAUUUCCAAAUUCACGGAAAGAAUGCCCCAAAGUCGAAGAAUCUUCCCAAAACCACAAAAAUACGCCGUUCUUUGACUUUGAGGGAUUACUUCCACAGAAGUAGAAAGUUUUGGAAGUUGAGACUCUCAGGAUCUUUAUCUGGUACAUGAGUAUCCAGGCCAACUUCCGGAGAUUUCCAGAAACAGAGUAAAGUUACCAUCCUUGGGUUGUGGUUCCAAGCCAGCCGGGAGCCGAGUUGGAGCCGAAAGUGGAGCCGUCGGAUGCCUCAGAACUGACCCAUUUAGAUGUCGACCUCCUGGCUGUGGACUUGAUGGAAGGAAUGACCACCUAUCGACGUCCCAACUCAUGUUGA
Molecule: messenger RNA, 392 nt
Organism: Caenorhabditis auriculariae
Lineage: Eukaryota; Metazoa; Nematoda; Chromadorea; Rhabditida; Rhabditidae
Source: the annotation of a GenBank genome assembly